Messenger RNA from Polyodon spathula (Mississippi paddlefish), 5603 nucleotides. RefSeq names its product low density lipoprotein receptor-related protein 8, apolipoprotein e receptor (gene lrp8). The coding region runs from base 115 to 2928 and encodes 937 amino acids. Lineage: Eukaryota; Metazoa; Chordata; Actinopteri; Acipenseriformes; Polyodontidae. The transcript is spliced from 20 exons. The record is from RefSeq and is a predicted model, not a curated record. Gene Ontology annotation, molecular function: protein binding; calcium ion binding.
GCAGGCGAAGCCAGCACAGCACAGCACAGCACAGCACAGCGCACAGCAACGCUGCAGGAGGGUAGCGGGCGCACUGGCGCUUUGUUAUUAUUAUUACACACAGCGCUUUAAGAAAUGUGGACAGCUAUAGGGAGAGUAAUACUGGUACAGCUGCUACUGCUGAAGCAGCACUCUUCAAAAGGGACUAAAACUGAAUGCGAAAACGGACAAUUUCAAUGCAAGAAUGAAAGGUGCAUACCUAUAAUUUGGAGAUGCGAUGAUGACGAUGAUUGCUCGGACAACAGCGACGAAGAAAACUGUGUGAAGAAGACAUGUGCCCCGACGGACUUCACCUGUCAGAACGGCCAGUGCAUCCCUGCCAGGUGGCUCUGUGAUGGGGAGGCAGAAUGCUCCGAUGGAUCUGACGAGGCAGGAUCCACGUGCAGCCGACAGACGUGCCCGCCUGAGAAAUUCAACUGCGGGGGCUCCAGUAAUAAGUGCAUCUCGUUGUCAUGGCAAUGCGACGGGGAGACAGACUGUGAGACCGGCAUGGAUGAGGCUGAGUGCCCUUCAGACAUGAAGCCCUGCCCCUCCAGCGAGUUCCAUUGCCGGAGCAGGAAGUGCAUCGCCCCCAUCUUCGUGUGCGACGGGGACGAUGACUGCGGAGACGGGAGUGACGAGGAACGCUGCUCGGAACCCGCCUGCGGCCCCUUGGAGUUCCGCUGCAACAACUCUGCCUGCAUCCCCCAGCUGUGGAGCUGCGAUGGGGACCCCGACUGUCCGGACCGGUCAGACGAGUCUAUUGAGCGCUGCGGCCGCCGGACCAAGCUGGACAAACCCCGCUGCACCCCCGGAGAGUUCCAGUGUGCCAGCGGGGAGUGCGUCCACCUGAGCUGGAAGUGCGACGGAGACUCGGACUGCAAGGACAAAUCUGACGAGAGCAGCUGCCCCCUUGUGACGUGCCGGCCUGAUGAGUUUCAGUGUGGGGACGGCUCCUGUAUUCCAGGCAUGAAGCAGUGUGACAAGGCACACGACUGUCCGGAUUACAGCGACGAGGCAGGCUGUGUGAAUGUGAGCACGUGCAACGGACCGGCAAGCUUCCAGUGCAACAGUGGCGAGUGCAUUGACAGCAGCAAGGUGUGCGACUCUUUCAAAGACUGCAGAGACUGGUCUGAUGAACCCAUCAAGAAAUGUGGCUUGAAUGAAUGCGCUGUCAACAAUGGCGGUUGCUCCCACAUGUGCACGGACCUGCGGAUCGGCCAUGAAUGCGAAUGCCCCGCGGGAUACAAGCUGCUGGACAAGAAGACUUGCGGAGACCUAGAUGAAUGUGAGAAUCCGGACGCAUGUGAUCAGAUCUGCAUCAAUUACAAAGGAGACUACAAGUGUGAGUGCUACGAAGGCUAUGAGAUGGAUGCCGUGAGCAAGACCUGCAAGGCAGUGGGAACAGCACCUAAAACCACAGACUUGAUGCUGCCAGGGAAGAGUCCAUACCUGAUGUUCACAAAUCGGCACGAAAUCCGCAAGAUAGACCUGGUGAAGAGGGAUUACACCCAGGUGGUCUCCAUGCUGAAGAACGCCAUUGCCCUGGACGUUGACGUGGCCACCAACACAGUGUACUGGUGUGACCUGUUCCAGCGCAGGAUAUGCAGCGCCUACAUCAACAAAGCCAGGGACUUGUCCCAGCAAGUGACCCUCAUCGACAGCUACCUGCACUCCCCCGAGGGCCUGGCCAUGGACUGGGUCCACAAGAACAUUUACUGGACCGACUCGAGGAAUAAGAGCAUUUCUGUGGCCACUGCUGACGGGAAGAAGAGGAGGACGCUGAUCACUAGUGAGCUCGGCGAGCCGCGGGCAAUAGCAGUGGAUCCAAAGCAGGGGUUCAUGUACUGGUCAGACUGGGGGAACCCAGCCAAGAUCGAGAAGGCUGGGCUGAACGGAGUGGACAGGCAGGUCCUGGUCUCCCACAACAUAGAGUGGCCCAACGGAAUCGCACUGGAUUUGCUGAGCAGGCGUGUGUACUGGGUUGACUCCAAGCUGCACCUGAUCUCCAGUGUGGACUUCAGCGGAGGCAGCAGGAAGGUCCUGCUUUCAUCUCCACACCACCUGGGUCACCCAUCCGCCCUGGCAGUGUUCGAGGAUAGGGUUUAUUGGACAGACCUUGAAAACAAAGCCAUUUACAGCGCCAGCAGGCUCACCGGACACAAUGUUUCCACGCUGGCGGAACACCUGAACAACCCGCACGAUAUCGUUGUGUUUCAUGAGCUCAGACAGCCCAAAGCUCCAGACAGCUGCAACGUGGGCUCUGUACCGAACGGUGGCUGCGAGUACCUGUGUCUCCCUGCACCCCAGAUCACAGAGCACUCCCCUAAAUACACGUGCGCCUGUGCGGACGGCAUGGAGCUGCAACCCGACAUGAGACACUGCCAGACUGGUGUCCCCACAGUGAGAACAAAAACAAAACCAAAAACCACCACUACAACCACCUCCAGCACUACCAGACCAGCGACCAUCCCAACUACCGCCCUCCACACAGCCAGCACAGCUGCCAGCCGCCCUGCCCCCUCCCAGCCUCCUGCUACAGUCCCAGAGGAGCUCAGCGAGCGCACCACCCUGCCACCGGCCAACCAACUGAGAGAGAACAGCAAUCUGUCACAUCAGUCUGGGGGUGAGCAGCAUCUUCUCGGAACCAGUGUCACAGUGGCAGUGAUUUGCAUCAUCAUUCCUAUAGCAGUGCUGCUCGGGCUGAUGUGCACGGGAGGCUAUCUGAUCUGGAGGAACUGGAGGAGGAAGAACACAAAGAGCAUGAACUUCGACAAUCCCGUGUACCGGAAGACCACGGAGGAGGAGGAGGAGGAAGGAGAGGAGAUCCACAUCGGGAGGACAGAGCAGAUCGGCCACGUCUACCCAGCUCGCGUGGCUCUGAGUCUGGAGGAUGAUGGAUUGCCAUGAGGGGAACGCCGGCCCGUCGUCCACGGCGACCGCGAGCCAAACCAGGAGAGCAACGGCUGCAGGUUCGAGGUGCUGAGAAAGCGGUGGGGUGGGGGAGCUUUUUUUUUUUUUUUUUUUUUUUUUAAACUUAUGUUUUUGUUACAUACCUGCAAAUCCUUUUUGUGAUCUUCAAGUUUAACUUGUUGUACUACUACUGCCCUUUUACAGAACUGAAGCAACCUGUUAAUGAUGACUAACCUCGUUGCCCAUCAUGUUUGUGUGGAUAGAGAGAAGCAAUCCACCACAGACUGGACUAGUUUACUGGUUAAUGGUUCACUGUUUCAGAUUUUUUUUUUUUUUUAAACUUUGUGGAUAGUGUUGCACUGAAAAGGCUGCAAUUUCACCACUGGCAGGCAAAAAGGAAGAGUGGCAGAGAGGGUUGGGGUGGGGGGUAGCUAGGAAGGGGCAGGUGUGAAAAUGGUUUGAGAUUGGUAACUGGUAAAGAAGAGCCCUGUGGAGAAUGGGUAGUGCCAGGUUAGUGAGCUGCGGGGGGUGGACUCUGUGCCCUUUACCAUAAGCAUUCAUCUCCACUAUAUCAAAGUGCUUGGGCAGCAUAGCCAUUGAGGUGGUAGUGAUGCUGUGUAACAGGGUAUUCUAUCAGCCUUUUUUAAACACAUGCAUGAACGAUCCACAGAGGGGAUUGGGAUUGCAAGAGAGCCCGUCCCAUGUCUCUCCCCACACUUUCUUACAAUGCCAAGGCUUUUGCGACAUCUUAGAACCCAGAGGCUCAGUGGGUUUGUACUGCUGUGCGAGUGGGGUCUCUUAGAACCCAGAGGCUCAGUGGGUUUGUACUGCUGUGCGAGUGGGGUCUCUUAGAACCCAGAGGCUCAGUGGGUUUGUACUGCUGUGUGAGUGGGGUCUCUUAGAACCCAGAGGCUCAGUAGGUUUGUACUGCUGUGUGAGUGGGGUCUCUUCCCUCUCCGCAGCUGAAUCAAGCAGGGGAAAAUCACUUCAUUGAGGUUUCUUAAUUAUUUUGCCAGCUCUCCACUUGGAUUCACAGUUACUGUAAAUGGUAAUGGAUAACACUGAGUGCUACUAGUAUGAAGCACACCACUAGGGGGCGCCAUGGUCAGACUGGAUGGGAUUCCUUAGCAGUUAAUAAGCAGAGCGCUGCAAAUCCUUCAGAAAUUGCCAGCUUUGGCAGAUUUAAAAUAUAUAAAACAUCACAUUUAAUGCUUCUCUGCAUGGUAAACCUUCAAGACACAGCAAAACAAGAUGGGCGUUUUAUACUUCAUUUCUUACAGUCCCAGCUUGAGUUUAGUGUUUUGACGUUAUAGGUUUAUUUAAUGCUUUGAGAAUCUCUCCCAUAGGAGUGGAUGAGAUUUCAAGAGUGUUUAUAACAAACGCAUUUCACCCUAGGAAGCGAAGGGCAGUCGACCCCAUGCAGCUUGGAGAGGAGAUGUGAUCAUUUACACGUCGGACAACAGCUUGCAGGGUGUCAUGUGCAAUAGCUAUCCUAACGUGUGAAGCCAGUGAUGACAGAAUCUUUUAUUAUUUUUAAUUCAUUCAUAAAAGCAGUAGAUAUUUUAAUAACUACUAAAUGCUAAACCCAGGUCAGUAUACUAGGAAAGUACUUGCCCUGCAGUCCUGUGAAUUAACUGGCACGGCACUGAGCAAUGCCUUUGUUCCACAGCUCCACCCUGGCCAUUACUGCUGCUGCUUGGUACCUGACAGAGUCACAGUCCCUUUGUUACCUGUGUUUUCAGACUUGGGGAAUUUCUAACACACCUGCUGGUUAUUAGUGUGGACUUGAUUCAUAAUGCAGCCAUAUCAGAGACCGUUCCAUUUUCUAUGCUGUUUGUUGCACAAACUUUGAAAUGCCUUCUGCACUGUGUACAAAAUCUAGGGGGAAGGGUGAUUUUUUUUUUUUUAAAUGGUAAUGAUUUGUAAAUACGCUUUCAUAUUGCAAACAUUUUGAUAAACAAUUCUGUAAAAAACUAUAAAAUACUGCAAAAAAAUAAAUAAAUAAAUGAGACUAGACCUUGAAUAUGACUUUUCGUGUGCAACAGCAGUGCAGUUUCCUGUUUUUGUAUUACUACUUGAUUGUAACACAAAUUAAUUCUCAGCCAAAGUGUUUUGUAUCUGUUUCGGUUUUGAUUUGUUAUUUCAUAAUAGAAUGGGUUUAUUCUAUGUUGCCUUUGUUGUACCCCGUUGUCUUUCUCUGUUUGUUAUUUGAGUUUGUUGUUUAAGUUAUUGGUGCCUUGUUGUACCCCGUUGUCUUUCUCUGUUUGUUAUUUGAGUUUGUUUAAGUUAUUGGUGCCUUUGUUGUACCCCGUUGUCUUUCUCUGUUUGUUAUUUGAGUUUGUUGUUUAAGUUAUUGGUGCCUUGUUGUACCCCGUUGUCUUUCUCUGUUUGUUAUUUGAGUUUGUUUAAGUUAUUGGUGCCUUGUUGUACCCCGUUGUCUUUCUCUGUUUGUUAUUUGAGUUUGUUUAAGUUAUUGGUGCCUUGUUGUACCCCGUUGUCUUUCUCUGUUUGUUAUUUGAGUUUGUUUAAGUUAUUGGUGCCUUGUUGUACCCCGUUGUCUUUCUCUGUUUGUUAUUUGAGUUUGUUGUUUAAGUUAUUGGUGCCUUGUUGUACCCCGUUGUCUUUCUCUGUUUGUUAUUUGAGUUUGUUUAAGUUAUUGGUGCCUUGUUGUA